Messenger RNA from Drosophila simulans, 1538 nucleotides. It is a transcript of the gene alc, whose product is annotated as 5'-AMP-activated protein kinase subunit beta-1. Bases 326 to 1351 code for a protein of 341 amino acids. Gene Ontology annotation, biological process: signal transduction. Gene Ontology annotation, cellular component: nucleus; nucleotide-activated protein kinase complex; cytoplasm. The transcript has 3 exons. NCBI's taxonomy places the organism in Eukaryota, Metazoa, Arthropoda, Insecta, Diptera, Drosophilidae. The record is from RefSeq and is a predicted model, not a curated record. Gene Ontology annotation, molecular function: protein kinase binding.
CUGCGUGUGCUCUCGCCAAUUGGAACUGCGAAUAUACUGCCCGUGUAUAUAUGUAAAUGUUUAUAAUUAGCAAUUUUUCUACGAAACAAACGAUUAAAUAAUGCAGUUUUCUGCCCACUAAAUGCCAAAUACAACACACAGACUGCGAGCCACGAACGGUGAUGUGAUCAAAGUACUAGACUAAUCCAACGAAAAACGCGAGUCCAUUUUAAAGCGAAGUAUAAAGUGCCAAACAAAGGGACUGCGAGCAGCCGAACCCAGUCCAAAUCCAAUCAUUAUACUCGGUCCGUGACCUGCCGACGAGCCAGCGAGUAGGGCAAUAAGCAUGGGCAACGCCAGCUCCUCCGUGCACAUGCAACGCGAGCGCCACAAGUCGACCGACUUGUCCACGCCGAGCUCUCCCGCACAUUUCCGCGAUUCGAUGGGCGGAGGAGGAGCGGGACAGGGCGGGAGUGCUGGCGCAGCAGCUCUGGGCGCUGCAGCGGGGGCGGCGGGAGCUGCAGGGGGUGGAGGAGGUGGCGGCGGAGGCCAAGCUUUCUCGUUCGACAAAAAACAUACGGCAGUCUUGAACGAGGGCUCGUCGCAAGAAGACGACGACCCGUACUACACGGGAACUGGAACUGGAUCCACUAGACGAGGCACCGCACACGACGACGCGACAUCAGCUGUUACCCGAGACCACUCCAGCAUGGACAACAACGAGGAGGAUGAGGAGGCGGCGGCAGGAGCGGAGCCAGCGACUGGAUCUCAGUUAACCGGCGAUGAGGACGACAUCCGGAAGACGGCACUGCCGACCGUUCUGCGGUGGGACGGCGGCGGCAAGAACGUCACCAUCUCGGGCACAUUCUCCGACUGGAAGCCCAUGACCAUGGUGCGCAGCCAUCAGAACUUCGUGACCAUCAUCGAUCUGCCGGAGGGCGACCAUCAGUACAAGUUCUGCGUGGACGGCGAGUGGAAGCACGAUCCCAAGCUGAAAAGCGUGGAGAACGCCGAGGGGCAGAGAAAUAACUUGGUGUCCGUGCGGGAAUCCGAUUUCGAGGUAUUCCAGGCCCUGGCCAAAGACAGCGAGAACGUGACCAACUAUGCAGAGAAGGAGUACUCGCAGGAGGUGCCGCAGGUGAAGCCCUGGGAGAAGGUAUCUGGCCCGCCAGUUCUGCCGCCUCACCUGCUCCAGGUCAUCCUCAACAAGGACACACCGCUAUCGUGUGAACCCACUCUGCUGCCGGAACCCAACCACGUGAUGCUGAACCACUUGUACGCCCUGUCCAUCAAGGAUGGCGUCAUGGUCCUGAGUGCCACGCACAGGUAUCGCAAGAAGUACGUCACCACGCUGCUGUACAAGCCCAUUUAGGCAACUCGCAAUUGGUAUUUUAGCUGUAGGAAGAUGGUUUUUAUGAGGGAUACCACGUCCCGCUUGUCAAAUUUACCUUAUUAUGCAGUAAAAGUGUUUUAGUUUUCUCUCUAUUAAGCGUUGUAUUUUUAUUAGUUAUAAAUAUACGGAACUUGUAAAAAUAUAAGAUUAUUGCAUUGUGUCAUAA